This is a messenger RNA of Manihot esculenta (cassava), 861 nucleotides long. RefSeq lists its product as uncharacterized. NCBI's taxonomy places the organism in Eukaryota, Viridiplantae, Streptophyta, Magnoliopsida, Malpighiales, Euphorbiaceae. Bases 120 to 788 code for a protein of 222 amino acids. The record is from RefSeq and is a predicted model, not a curated record. The transcript is spliced from 4 exons.
UUAAGAACGCGCAAAGCGAACCAGUCCGCUCCGUUUUUGGCACGCAAUCGAAACCAAAUCGAAGUUUCGAAUAAUCUCCGCGAAAUUGAAAUCAGAAAUCUCAUUGCCGCCGUCGAGGUAUGAUCAAAGUAAGGCUAGCGAUGUCUGUUUGGCAUCUGCUAUUAUUCGUGAGCUGCGUUCCAGGAUUUGUAAUAUCAGCUGUCGUAACGCUUGAUUCGAUUAAAAUUUAUAAUUCUCACGAAUGGCUAAAGACUUCAAAGCCAAUCGUAUAUUUCUCUUGUAAAGGAGAGAAGAAGACCCGAUUGCCCGAUGUCAAGGAAGUUAAUGUUUCUUAUGCUUUCAAAGGCCAAGAAUCUUGGCAGCCUCUAACAGAACUUCCAAGUAAGAAGUGCAAGCGGUGUGGGUUCUACGAGGAAGACAAGUUGAAAUCUGAUGAUGUGUUUGAUGAAUGGGAAUUUUGUCCUUCCGAUUUUGUGGAUUCUGAUGGAAAAUAUAGGCGAAUUAAGGAUAGGGAAUUUGAUGCUACGUUCUUGUGUCCGCAGUGCGUGCCUCUAGCUGCUGAUUCCAACACUGCCUCAGGCUCGCAUGAUAGACCGAAGAAGGGAAUGCAUGUUGCAGUGGUAAUAUUGAUCAGUGCUCUGGUUUCAACUGUAUUGAUUAUUGGGAUAGUGGUAGCCUUCAAGUACUGGCAAAAAAAGAAAAGGCAGCAAGAACAAGCUCGAUUCUUGAAGCUAUUUGAAGAUGGGGAUGAUAUUGAGGAUGAACUGGGACUUGGCACUGUAAUAUGAUGAAUGAUAUUAACUCGUUGUCAUCUGUAAAUUAUGUUUACUUUAUACAAAUUUUGGAUGGUGUUAUACUGAA